This is a messenger RNA of Cryptomeria japonica (Japanese cedar), 3963 nucleotides long. RefSeq lists its product as uncharacterized. Gene Ontology annotation, molecular function: protein binding. The coding region runs from base 12 to 2786 and encodes 924 amino acids. Lineage: Eukaryota; Viridiplantae; Streptophyta; Pinopsida; Cupressales; Cupressaceae. The transcript has 8 exons. The record is from RefSeq and is a predicted model, not a curated record.
UCAUCAACAAGAUGUUAGACUGUGGAGCACAUGCACUGAGCCAAAACCAAGACAAACAAACAGCUUUACAUGUUGCCUUCGCCCAUAUUAAGGAGGAGGAUAAGAUAGAGAAAGUGCUAAAAAUUCUGCUGGACAGGUGUGAUGCAAAAGAACAGUUAGUCAAUGCAGAGGAUGGAGGAGGGAAAACCGUUCUUCACCUCGCAUCUUCUAGAGGGAAAGGGAAAAUGUGCAGAUUACUUCUUGAGAACGGGGCAAAACCAGAUGCCAAAGAUAACUGUGAUCGACUGCCACUGCACUAUGCAGUCGAGGAAAACAAGGGUGAAGUUAUAGAUUUGCUCAUUGGGAGGAAUGAAUCUGAUCAAGAGACAAUUCAUACGGUUCAAAGUUGCAAAGACAAGGAUGGGAAAACCCCAUUGGAUAUAGGGGCUGGCCAAAAGAACAUCAAACUACUGACAAAGAUUCUGCCAAUUUUAGAUCAACCUCCUGAAGUGUAUUUUGAUAGCGUGGACCAUGGCAAGCUUUUGCGUCAUUUUGCACUGGAAGGCAAGACAGAUCUUGUGAGUAAGCUGUUGGAGAGGGGAGUAAGUCUACUAGACGUGGAUGAGGAGGGGAAAAUAGCUUUGCAUUAUGCUGCUAUGUGUGAAGAUGAUUUUGGGACGACAGAUACAGUUGAUCUACUACUGAAAUGCAAAGAUAGAAAGAAGCUUAUAUCCAUAUGUGAUAACAAGGGAAAAACAGCUCUUCAUGUAAUAGCGUACAAGGGAUAUUCAUCUCUCGAGGAUAAGGUAUUUGCAGAUCUUCAAAAUUUAGUAGAUAUAAAAGAUAGAGAAGGUCGAAACUCUCUUUACGAUGCAACUGAAGGAAAAUCCGAUGUAUCAGAUACAAUUCAUGUCAUUGUCAGUAUGAUGGAAAAAAAAGGCAUCACCCUUGAUGAUAUGAUAGAUCACAAAGGGUUAACCCCAUUACACGUGGCUGCUUCACAAGGCAAGGUGUUUCAAUCGGACGUCCUGCUCCGCCGAUCAAAGCAUCCAAAAAUAUAUGUGAAGGUGAAAGAUUACAAGGGACAAACGGCCCUCCAUAAAGCUGCAGAAGGGGGACACGUGGAUACCAUUAAAGUUCUCUUUCACUGGGGAGCGCAGCCGCUUCUUGAACGUGACUGGCAAGGUAAAACGGCUCUGCACUACGCCGUCCAAUCCAAAAGUGGAGAAGAUAGAAAAUACUUGGUUGAAUUACUUCUAAAGAAAUGUGGAUCCGAGGAAAGACAGUUGCUUUUCUUGCGGAUGUCAGCUGAAAGCUUAGGUACUGCUGAGAAAAAUCUAAGCGAUUGUCCGCUUCUUAGACACAAAAUGGAAGAAUUGACCAAGAAAGACGUCAAUUUGUUGCGAACGGCUGCUCGUUUGGGACUUACUGAAAUGUCAAAACAAUUGCUUAUAGAAGGUGCUAAGAUUGAAGACCUUGACUAUGGAGACUGGUACAGGUCAAUAUCAGACGAAGAGAGAGUCAAUGCACGCAAAGUUCGGCGAAAGAUUGUUAGGAGCCCAGUGCAGGCAAACGACCAACCAUCUGUAGAAGACUAUCUCGGAAGAGCUGAUUUUGCUUAUGGUAUUGCCGCAUUACUGUUGAAUCCUUAUGUAGAACCCCCCAUUGCUAUUGGUAUAUGUGGUAGCUGGGGAAUGGGAAAGUCCAGCCUAAUGGGACAGACCGAGAUCAUUUUACUGAAGACAGCAGCUCAAUCUGCACUAUUGCCGACUUUUAAAAGUUCGGAAAUUGAGGGAGUUGAAGAUUUGAUGUUAUCAGAGAAGGGCCAAAAAAUAUACGAAGAAAUUCAGAGAUGGGUGACAUCCUUGUGGCUUGACUCAAAUGUAUUUGAAUACUUCCUAGAGUGGAUGAAGACUAUCCCUUUAAGAUUCAAAAAUAGGAUAUUGUGCAGAAAGAGAAAAGAUCCACGUUUAGGAAAGCGUCGGGACGAUGUUGUCGAGUUUCUGGAUAUGGAUGGAUCUCCACUUGGCUCCAUUUUUAAAUCACUAGCUGCCAUGGACCGUAGUUGCAUGUUCACUAGAAAAGGUCAACGAUAUCAUUCAACAAUUAUAACCGUGCACGCCAUCAUAACUGUCCAGUAUAAUGCAUGGAAGUAUCGGAACGAGUCAGAAGCAUUGGCUGGUUUGGCAGUCGAAAUCACUAAGGAAAUGGAAGGAUUGAUGACAGAAGCUCAGUGGCUGAGCACGUGUUGGAGAAGUCAGAAACAAACUAUAUUGAUUAAUGUUAUCUUUCCAUGCCUCCUUGCAAUCUUCUUGGCUGGAACAAUUGCUUGGAUUUUAUGGGUGGUACUGGAUAUAUUCAAUUUCAAGGAUGUUGUAGAGCUAAAAUAUGCAUCUUUACCGGCCACAAUAGUCAUCAUGGCCUGGUCGGUGGGGAAAUCAGUGAUGAGCACUCUAAAUCCUGUGAGUACUCAAUUGUUGAAUUACAUGAAAUUACCUGAUCAUACGGACAAGUUGGGUUAUCAGGAAAGAGUAAUCUCUGACAUUACUUUUCUCAAAGGAGAGAUUCGUAGAAAGCCAUUUAUUCUAUGCGCCGCUGCGAGCUGCAUCUGGCACUUCAUUACUAGCUGCUGCUUUAUUUUAUACUUGUGGCCUAAAUUCUUUCAACAGAUCAUGUCAAAUCGGAAAGCUACUUCUACAUAUACAUCUGAUGGAAACGAUGAUCCCAGAAUUAUCGUGUUUGUAGAUGAUCUUGACCGAUGUCAAGAAUCUGUUAUUUUGCAGGUGACCAAGGUUCUAGUGAGCUAAUUCCAAUAACGGAGAUGCUGUUCGUGAGGUAUAUCUUACGAGAACAAGAGGCAUUUUGUUAUUUUCAAACAAUGGUUACAGGUCUUCGGAAACUGCCUCAGCAGUGGAAAUGUCUGCUUUACUACCAUAGAUGGGUGUGGUAUAUCUGCUUCAUGAGGAGUGAAGCCCGAUCUUUGGCUGGAUGGGAUGUUGAGUUGAUCACUUGGAUUUUUAUUUGUUGGGAAUGGCAAGACUAUAUGAACAUUCUCAUACAGGAAUGGAAUAGAAUUGGCAUUCUGAAGACCUCCAAAUCUGAAUCUGGAUUUAGUGGACCUACAUUAGGAGACAUAGUAGACUAUUAUAUAGAAAAUAAUUUUAAGGUUAAAACCAUGGUAGGCUCUCAUAUAGAAAAUGAUGAAAACAUGGUACAGGAUUCUGAAAGCAAAGAGUUCAAGCCACAAAAUCCAUAUUCAGAUUCUGGAAGCAAAGGGGCUUACAAGAAUACAGAGGAUCCUGGAAGCAGCAAGAGGGAACAAUCAUUAAAGGAAACGAAACAGAAGAGUGAUAAGUAUUUAGAGCCAGAGGAAAAGGAGCUAAAGAAUUGGCGGAGAAUGAAAGCAGCAUUGAACAAUUAUGAUGUCUCAAUGAAGGGCAUACAAGCUUUUCAGAGGUUUAGAUUUUUUUGCGAAGCUGGCUAUCUCCAAUGGCCAUUGCCUAAGCAAGAAACUUAAAGACUCCUAAAAAUUCUGGACACUGUCAUAAAGAUGCUCUGAGCCACUAAGGCUGGGGUUCCAUGGAGGGGGCUUCCUAAAAAAUAGAGCAGGUGUUGCAGAGAUUUUUUAGGAAUUUUUUUAAGCGGGUGGUCCCAUGAAAUUUGUAGUGCACUUCUGCUUAAAAAUUUAAGCUCCUAAAUUGAAGGAAGCUGGUGGUCUCGUGAGUAAUUCAGCUUAAAAUUUUAAACAUAAAUUCUGAUUUCCUUCUUAAUUUUUUGCAAAUUAUAAUUGACAAGUGGCAUAAAUUUAUCCCUAAGCUGUAGGGGCUAAUUCUAGCCCCACCCCAUUUUUACCCACUCAAAAAUGAAAAUCUAAAAAGUAGGAGCUUCUAUUUUUUAGGGGAAGAUUCCAAAUGAUCCUGUAGCCCAAUUUUUUUUUUCCAUGAGACCGCUUUUUCUAUAAAAAUAGAGCCCAAGCCCCUCCCA